Funneliformis mosseae is the source of this 714-nucleotide messenger RNA. The record is from the annotation of a GenBank genome assembly. NCBI's taxonomy places the organism in Eukaryota, Fungi, Glomeromycota, Glomeromycetes, Glomerales, Glomeraceae.
AUGGUGAACGGAAACCACGAAAACAAUGAGAAUAACGAGAACAACGAGAAUACUUACGAAGAAAACGGUAACAAUAUACCCUAUCAUCUAAAAAGAACUUAUGAGAGUCUAACUAGAAGGCAGAGAGAAAUUUAUGAUGAUUUUCCCUCUCGUGAUGCAAAAAUUCUUUAUUUAGAAGGGCUUAUCGAGGAGAGGAAAAAAUCAGAAAUUGGAUCUGAAAGCGAAGAAGAAUCUACAAAGUAUUUUAUUGUAUUGUUGAGUAGUAUCUACUACUUGGCUAAAAUUCUUAUACCGGGAAUAACUAUGGAAAGACUAGGAAUACUUUAUAAUAAUAAAUCGACUGGACCGAUGCACAAACCUGUAUCCUUAUCAAUGAGCGUAGAAAUAGGAACGAAGAAUAAUCAUAACUUGGGAAGGAAUAAAGAUGUAUUUUGGGAAAGUAUUGCGACUAGAAUUAAUGAAGAGCUUGGUUCUAAUUCUUGGGACACUAUUGCGAUGUGUGAAUAUAUGAAUGGAAGCCGAACAGUUCGAAGGAGCCGAACAGGAGCUAGAUAUUUUGAUGAGUUUCGCACUCAUUUUUGGGAAAAACCUGAAGAUGCUUUCGAUAGAAUUCGUAACAUGAGUAUCUCCAAUCGUAGACGAGGCAGAGGAAUUGUUUCACCUGCACCUUCUAUUGGGAAAUAUAGUACAAAUUUGAAAUAUGAUAUUCACUAG